Molecule: messenger RNA, 4523 nt
Organism: Hypanus sabinus (Atlantic stingray)
Lineage: Eukaryota; Metazoa; Chordata; Chondrichthyes; Myliobatiformes; Dasyatidae
Gene: ikbke
Product: inhibitor of nuclear factor kappa B kinase subunit epsilon
Exons: 21
Coding region: 304-2451 (715 amino acids)
Biological process (GO): peptidyl-serine phosphorylation
Cellular component (GO): cytoplasm
Molecular function (GO): ATP binding; protein serine/threonine kinase activity
Source: RefSeq, a predicted model, not a curated record
AGGAGCUGCGUGGGCAUCAACCCCACCCCUUCCCGACAGUGAGGAAAGCCUGAGGGGUUAGCGCUAGCAGCCGACCAUUCGGCGUGACGGGAAGUUAGGGGUACCGGAGGCUGCGAAAGAGCGACAAAGUGAAAGCAGCACGCUUUUAGUUUCAAUUUCCCUUCUGUUGCUGUUUCUGGGAUCACUGGCUCUGCGAGCUCCGCCGCUCUGUGGCGGGGGCGAGAUACUCAGAAGCGAAAACUAACUCAGGGUUGGAUUCGGGACCAGCCCGAAGAACCCUAAAGUUUAUUUCCUAAACCAGGGAUGCAGAGCACUUCGAAUUACCUCUGGUUACUCAGUGAUGUCCUCGGACAAGGAGCAACUGCAAAUGUGUAUAAAGCACGUCGCAAGCAAACUGGAGAUCAUUAUGCCGUCAAGGUGUUCAAUCAUGUCAGUUACAUGCGUCCUUAUGAAGUGCAGAUGAGAGAGUUUGAAAUGUUACGUAAACUGAACCACAAGAAUAUUGUCAAGCUGUUUGCCGUAGAGGAAGUGGGAAGCACCAAGCAGAAGGUCCUUGUGAUGGAAUACUGUGCCGGUGGAAGUCUACUCAAUGUCUUGGAAGAAUCAGAAAACACUUUUGGCCUUUCGGAAUCUGAGUUCCUGAUUGUGCUGCAGAGCGUGGUUGCUGGCAUGAAUCAGCUGAGGGAAAAUGGAGUUGUGCACCGGGACAUUAAGCCAGGGAACAUCAUGCGAGUGGUCGGGGAAGAUGGUCAGUCCAUCUAUAAACUGACGGACUUCGGAGCAGCCAGGGAACUGGAGGAUGGUGAACAGUUCAUGUCACUGUACGGGACUGAAGAAUAUUUGCACCCAGAUAUGUAUGAGCGUGCUGUGCUCCAUAAACCCCAACACAAGAAGUAUGGAGUCACGGUGGAUCUGUGGAGCAUUGGUGUGACCUUUUACCAAGCAGCUACUGGCAGUCUACCUUUCAUUCCAUUUGGAGGGCCUCGCAAGAAUAAGGAGAUGAUGUAUAAAAUCACAACGGAGAAGCCAGAGGGAACCAUCGCAGGGGUGCAGCGCAGGGAAUGUGGACCCGUGGAGUGGAGCAAAGACCUGCCAAUCACUUGCAGGCUCUCAGUAGGCUUGAAGCUUCUCCUGGUUCCCAUCCUCGCCAAUAUCCUAGAGGCCGAUCAAGACAAGUGCUGGGGAUUUGACCAGUUCUUUGCAGAGACCAAUGACAUCCUCCACAGAACUGUGAUCCAUGUCUUCUCACUGCCGCAAGCUACGAUACAUAAAGUUUAUGUCCAUUCCUACAACACAAUCAAUGUAUUGAAGGAUGCCAUUUUUAGACAGACUGACAUACCAGCUCCCGAUCAGGAGUUUAUUCAUGAAGGGCACUGCUUGGAGCUGGGCUUGGUCCAGCAGGUGAACUUGGUACCAAGAACAACAGAGGAGAGGCCAAUCAUUCUGGUGAGCAAGGAGCAGAAGGCACCCAUUGGAAUCGUAUACAAAGAGCCCGAGGUGCCAACCUUUCCACCAAAAUUUGACUUGAUCAGUGAUGCAAAUCUUGCAAAGACUGUGACGAGUGCUGUUCACCAACUGCUAAGAAUCACAAAAUCCUUAAUGAAGUGUCAAGACAUCAUCUUUCAGGGAUUAUACUGGAUGCUUGCAAUCUUGAAGGAGGACUGCAGAAAAACUAUUCAGCAAGUUACGACUUUGAAUCAGAAGUUGGAUUUCUGCCAGAGCACCAUGAUGAGCAUUCAGAAGAUAUGUGGCCCACACUAUCGAACGAAUCCAGCUGAAGUUGGUGAUGUCCACGUUAAGCUGCAAUCGACAAUGGAUUUCUUGGCAAGCGUCUCACAGAAUGUUCAAAACAGUCAGAAGCAACUGGAUCUGAUAGCUGCAGAAUGGUCCAACAGCAGUGACCUCCAUCACAAAGACAAUACAAUCGGAAAAGUGGGAGUCUUACUUGAGAAAGUGUCCGCUAUUCACCACCAGCUCAAAAAAGAUCGAAUGAGAAUGAAGCUGCAGUAUAAUGAUGAGCAGAUCCAUAAAUUUGAGAAAAUCAAAAUGGGAAUCCAUGCCAAGAAGGUGCUGGUGUUGUUCAAAGAUGAUUGUGUACCAAAGUAUCAGAAGCUGCUAACCUGUUUGAAGGACUGGAUGAGGACUGCCUGUGACAUCAGGAAGCAACUGAGACCUCUUUGUGAACAAUACGAGAAUCUCAGUCAGGAUCUGGAAAACUGUGAAGCUUAUUUGAACAAGAUACUGGACCAGGUCCUUUUGAGGCUCCAAGACGACCAACAAACCUUGACAAAAUCAACAGCCUUGGCUAUCUACCCUGAACAGAAAUGCAUGGAAAUGGCCAUCAGGAUGAAGCAGCUGAAGAAGGAGAUGGAAGACGUAACUCAGGAACUCCAGCACAACAACAUGAUCAUCCAAAGACUACAUGAUGUUCAGCAGCCACGAGGUGUCUGAGGUUUGGCAAUUAAAGAUGAGACAAUGGAGUGAAGAAAGGCAAUCGUGCCAUGUCUUGCUAAGACAUCACCGUGACAUUGGAAGGACCAGAAUUCCAUUUAAAAACUGGACAUGCCUUACUGAAGCAUGGAGAGACACGAAUUCAGACUUGUUGAAAUGUCACAAUGUAAACUGAGUAAUGAUGGUGGAACCUUCCUCCCAGUUUAUUUUCGUGCCUAUAGAAACUAGAAGAUUGAGUAAUGAAAAAUGCAAGAGCUAUAGCCCAUCUUAAUAAUUGUUAGAAAGUCUACUGCUUGUAACACCAGUGUGCGUGUCUGUGUUUGGGAGUGAGAUUGGAACUUCUUAAUAUUUAAUUUGAACUUUGAUUGUAUGUACAGUUGUCUAAUCUUCAGUCUCUUUUUACUAAAAGAACAAGUGUAGACAGGAGGUUCCCAAGCUGCUUCGUGAUUUAAUACUGCCCAGGGGCUGCUCUCUUUCCUCAACACAUCCUAUGUUUUUUUGAUUACUAUUAUCUUUUGGUUUAUUAACCUGUGCCUUGAAUGAAAUCUGUAUUUGAAUGUCUACUCACCACCUAUAAUGGGACGGUUGAGUGAUUAUACCAUUAAACUCUUGGUACUAUACCCAAGGAACCCAAUGAAGUUGGAGGUUAAAUGAAGUUGCUUCUAUUGGUCCUCGCAGUUGGAUGGCUCUGGAUUAAUAGUAAAGCAUAUUCUCUUGUCAUUGUGUCAUGUUUCAUUACACUCUAAGAAAAUGGUUGCCUUGCACAGUGUCUGGUGAGGAGGGCUGUAGACUUGUCGUCCCUGGUUUCUGUUUGAUAUCAGGUCCGUUGGCCAAUAAUGCCAACACUGUCAUGCCUACACAGGCUGAUUCCACUUACCAGGAAAGAACAGAGCAUCAUGAGCAGUGAUAGUUAGCAAAGCGCCAACUCAAGGUGCUGCUCAGAUAACUCAACCCAGAAUCAAACCUAGUCUGCUCUAAUAAGUCAGUAUCUCACUGCAGAACAACACAAGGCCAGUCAACCCAUUAAGCAUUUGAACAUUGUACCACUCAAAAAGAUUACGGAUAAUCUAGCAUCAAGCACAAUUGAUACAAAACUAACAUUGGAUUUGAGCAGAAGAAAUGGAAAAUGCUGGGGAUACUCAAUAGAUCAGGCAGCAUCUGAAGAGUGAAGAACAAGACUUGCAAUAGAAAUGGCAUUGAGUGAUGCAGCAGGUUUUCAGGAAGUGCUGCGGCAGAGAAAGGGAGAAGUGCAGAAAACAAAAUGGCUGCAGUGGUGACGUGAGAAGUUGGUGGUACAAUUGGAUACAAUGGCACAGGUGAAAGCUGAAGAGAAGUGGGAGUAGCAGAGUCAUUAUCACUAGGGAAGACGGGAAGACUAUUGGAAGACGGGAUCAGAGGUUACAAAUUGAAACUUGAUCUUUAUUUCUAGCAGUCUUUGCAUUGUGCCCAACUGAAAAGUGGAAGGUUGUUCUUCGACCUGUGUGAGAUAUGGAGCUCCUUAAAAGCACUGUCAUUCUUUUGAUAUUGAAAAAUCCCAGUUUUCUACAACCUUUUCAUGGAAUAAUUAUUCCAGUUUCCUUUACUACAAAUAACAGCUUACCAUAUAGGUACAUGCAGAGCAUAUGCUAUUCCUGGAAAAUGUACUCAAUCAGGACUGUUCCCAACCCCAGCUCAUCCCAGACUCUUACUCUCUACAAAGUGUAUUACAAAAAUGAUUCCAGGCUUAAAUGGCUGGCCAUAUGAGGGACAUUUGAUGGCCCUGGGCCUGUAUUCGCUGGAAGUUAGGAGAAUGAGAGGUGACCUAAUUGAAACCUAUCGCAUGGCAGAAGGUCUUGACAGAGUAGAUGUAGAGAGGAUGUUUCCUAAAGGGGUUGAGUGUCUAGGACCAGAGGGUGCAGCCUCAAAAUAGAGGGGUGUCCUUUUUGAACAGAGAUGAGGAGGAAUUCCUUUAGCCAGUGAGUGGUGAAUCUGUGUGGAAUUUGUUGCUACAAGCAGCUGUGGAGGCCAAGACUUUACGUAUAUUUAUGGCAAAGUUUGAUAGAUUCUUGAUUGAUCGGGGCAUGAGGGAAUAU